Habropoda laboriosa is the source of this 2245-nucleotide messenger RNA. It is a transcript of the gene Mad1, whose product is annotated as mitotic spindle assembly checkpoint protein MAD1. Lineage: Eukaryota; Metazoa; Arthropoda; Insecta; Hymenoptera; Apidae. Gene Ontology annotation, biological process: attachment of mitotic spindle microtubules to kinetochore; mitotic spindle assembly checkpoint signaling. Bases 206 to 2245 code for a protein of 679 amino acids. The transcript is spliced from 7 exons. The record is from RefSeq and is a predicted model, not a curated record. Gene Ontology annotation, cellular component: kinetochore; nuclear envelope; mitotic spindle.
AUUCUGUGAAAAGUGUAGGGACAGAACAUUAUAUAGUGUCGCAAGAAUUAUAAUUCUAGUUAACUGAACAGUGUAUAGUAAAUGUACCUUACAUAAAAUAAACGAUAUAUCUCAAUGCAUGUUUAUGUACCAAAAUUGUAAUCGAGUAAAGUCUGUUCUAGUGUUUGAAUUUUCUUGUAAUAACAGCGCAGUAUAAUUUAUCAAGAUGGAUGAUAAAGAUCCAACAAGUGUCAUCAAAAUGAUAAAGGAUUUAAGAUCAGGAUCUGAAGCAUAUCGUAAAAGUACUAGUAGUACUAUGUCCCUGAGGUUAUCAGGAACUACAUUUCCAUCACCAAUAUUUAAUGACCCGGAGGGAUGUUGCAUUUCACCUAAAAGACCAAGAUUGGAUGAAUCUAGUAAUUCUACUUUAAAUAGAAGCGAAACAGAUAAUGUUCCAGGUAGUCCUUGGGAAUGGAGAAGACUAAAAGGAGAGGUUGUGUCCUUAAGGACAAGGUUGUCUCAUCAGGAGGCUGCUGUGCAGCAGCUUCAUAAAAUACGUAGACAAAUGGAAGAGGUUUUUGAGAAGGAGAAAGGUAUUUUGGAAAUGCAAGUGGAACAGGAUAAGCAAACUAUCAAGCAACUGGAAGUACGGCUUGAUAUUUCACGCAGAACAGUUCAGGAGGCACAGGUUGCACAGGCUGCUGCAGAAAAAGAAUUGUUUCAGGUAAAAACGAAUUUGGAGCAAAAAACUAUGUCACUAAUGAAUGAAAAUGCAAAGCUGACGGAAGAUCUCAAACAAGCAUCUGUGCAAGAUACCACACCAGUGAAAAAAGAUGUUACUGAUGUAUCAGACUCGCAGUUGACACUCAAAACAGCGCAAACGAGAAUAGCACAGUUAGAAGAAAAAUUGAAGGAGUAUCAGGCAAAACAGCAAGAAAUGGAAUUGCAAAACGUGGAAUUGCAAAGUACAAAAAUAAAGCUUGAAAGGUUGGAAUCAGAAAGGGCGCAGUGGGAGGAAGGAAAAUUGUUAUCGGCAAGAGCAGCGAGGGCGAAUGACCUUGAGAAAGAACUUAGCAUCGCAAAGGAGACUAUCAUGUCGUUAAGGGAAUCUGUUCGAGGAAAAUUACUUUUAGAAGAACAAAUGGCUAAUGUAAUGAAAAGACUAGAACAUACAGAAAGUGUGGAGCAACAGGUAGCCACACUGGAGGGAAAAAUGACGGAACUUUCGUUGCGUUUAUGCGAGUACGAAUCUAUCGGGAUCACUGGAGGACCAUCUGUUCUGAAACGCGAAUUAAAUCGACUACAACAAGCGGAAUUAGUCUUAAAAGCGGAAGAAGGUCAGCUCAGAUCAAAAUUAGAUGCUGCAUUGAGGGAGUCCGCAUUAUUAUCGAAGAACUACGAGGAAGCCAAAAAAUUAGCCACAGACGUAACAGCAUCAAAGGAAAAAUUGAACAAAUUAGUGAGCAGGUUGCAGAAGAAGAUGAUUCUUGUCACGAGGGAGAGGGACAGUUAUAGACAACAGUUGGACUUAUAUGAGAAAGAAAUUACAGUGGAUAGCAAUACCGCGAUAACCGAAAGGAUUCCUGUGUUGGAACGUACGAUAGACACCUAUAGAGAAUUAGUUGCCAAAUUAGAAUCAGAUCUUCAAACGGCAGAGGGUCAUCUCCAAGCGGAAGAGUGUAAUAAAUUACGCGAGGAAAUCAAGCGAUUGAAGGGUGAAUUGGAACAUCGAGCGUUAAAGGGUGAUUUCAAUUGCAACGCAAGAGUGCUACAUUUCACAAUGAACCCCGCUGCUAUCGCGGAACAACUGGCGGAAGAGAAGCAAAAGGCCCUGUUAUGCGAAUUGGAGGAGCUGAGAGCAAAAGUAGCACAGGGUGGAGCCAAUACAACAGCAUCCUCCCUUCAAGUACAAGAAAUAACGGAGCUUAAACAGACUCACGAGAUCAAAAUAGCCCGCCUCAAGGAGGCUUUCAAGGCUUCGUCGCAGGAGUAUCGACAAGCUUGUUAUCAAUUGUUCGGCUGGAGGGUAGACAGGACAAAAGAGGGUCGAUACAAGUUGUCUAGUCAAUACGCGGAAUCACCAGAGGAUUUUCUGUUUUUCCACAUUGGAGAGGAAGGAGUAGAUCUUCUGGAGACGGCGUUCUCUGCAACGUUAGGCUCGUUGGUCGAGCAACAUCUGCAACGACAACACAGUGUGCCCAUGUUCCUGAACGCUGUACAAACAGACCUGUUCAAUCAGCAGACUAUGACAAACGUUAUGAGCUGA